This is a messenger RNA of Euleptes europaea (tarantolino), 1406 nucleotides long. It is a transcript of the gene XKRX, whose product is annotated as XK related X-linked. Lineage: Eukaryota; Metazoa; Chordata; Lepidosauria; Squamata; Sphaerodactylidae. The transcript has 3 exons. The record is from RefSeq and is a predicted model, not a curated record. Gene Ontology annotation, cellular component: membrane. The coding region runs from base 1 to 1368 and encodes 455 amino acids.
AUGGAUGCCGUGCGGGAAAGCUCCAUCGGGGAGUGCUCCGAUCCGCCCCUGGGCAAGAGGAGGAAGCUCCCGCCACCCAGCAUCGUCCUCCAGGUAGAACCCAAAACUUUUUCCCAGACGAGGCUGCCCUACAGCAUCAUCCUCACCACCCUCUUGUACUGCGGGGAGUUUGUGUCUGCCGCCAUCCUGACCUCCUCUUACAGCCGUUCCAACGACCAGUUCUGGCUCCUCCUGACCAUCCUCUUCAUGCUGAUGCCUUCCAUCAUGGUCCAGCUGACCCUCAUCUUCGUUCACCGAGACGUGACCAGCGACAAACCCCUGAUCUUCUGCAUGCACCUUCUCUUGCUGGGUCCACUCAUCAGAUGUCUAGAGGCCUUGAUGAUGUACUGCCAGGUGGGGACAGAGGAAGAGCCGUACGUCACCAUCACGCGCAAGAAGCGGCUCCGCAAAGACUCGGAGAUCGAGGUGGAGCAGGAGGUGGGCCAAUCGCUGCGUAGGCUGGUCACCCACCGCAACGCCUUCAAGCGCAUGGCGGUGAUCCAGGCCUUCCUGGGCUCCACCCCACAGCUCACCCUGCAGCUCUACAUCAGCGUUGUAGAGCAGUACAUACCCCCCACCAGAGCGAUCCUGAUGGGCAUCUGCUUAGUGUCAGUCACCUACGGAGCUCUGGUCUGCAACGUCCUGGCCAUCCAGAUCAAGUACGACGACUACAAGAUCCGCCUGCGUCCCCUGGCCUUCAUCUGCAUCAUCCUGUGGCGCAGCUUGGAGAUCUCCACCCGCAUCACUAUCUUGGUUUUUUUCGGGAGCGUCUUCAAGCACUACGCUAUGGCCAUCGGCAUGGCCAACUUCCUAGUUCUCUUCUUUUGGCCGUGGGUGCAGUUCUGGCGGAGCGGCGCCCAGCUGCCCGACAAUGUGGAGAAGAACUUCAGCCGGGUGGGCACGGUCUCCGUUCUGUGCUCAAUCACUCUGCUGUAUGCUGGCAUCAACGUCUUCUGCUGGUCAGCCGUGCAGCUCAGACUGUCCGACCGAGAUUUGAUCUCCAAGUCGCAAAGCUGGUGGUACUUAGUUAUUUACUAUGUGUUGCGGGGUGUGGAGAACAGUGUGUUGCUCGUCCUCUGGUACAUCUUCAAGACAGAUUUCUAUGAAUACAUCUGCACACCCUUGCUGGUGGUGCAGCUCAUUGUGGCCUACUGUUUGGCCAUCACCUUCAUGCUCUUCUUCUACCAGUACUUUCACCCGUGCCGCCGCCUCUUCACGCACAACGUCUCUGACUUUUUGGAGUGUGUCUGUUGCAAGUCCAGGGUGACAGCCGAUUCCACUCACCUGGAGCCUCCCUAUGAGCCCGGAAUUAGGCACAGCAUAGUCUGAUGAGACGGACCUAAGCUGAUCCUAAGCGAAGCCUGCCA